This is a messenger RNA of Dibothriocephalus latus, 1764 nucleotides long. NCBI's taxonomy places the organism in Eukaryota, Metazoa, Platyhelminthes, Cestoda, Diphyllobothriidea, Diphyllobothriidae. The record is from the annotation of a GenBank genome assembly.
AUGCACGGACCGUGCGAAGUAUUAGGUCGACAGUGUUUAAAAUUCCGCAGCUGUGCCUGUCCCAAACGCGACAAGGACAACAACGAAAGACGCAUUGCUCAGGACAUGGUUGAGUCUGGACUGAAUGGCACUGGCCAGGUUCCAACUUCUAAACGACGUCGAGAAGGAGGUGGUGAACGAGCUCAACGUGGGUCACGAAACAACUCUUCGAAUGGUAUAACGCCGAGGGGCAAGGGUUUCAAUGAGAACUGCAACGAACGAGUGAGCCCUACCUACUCAACCAAGCUACCAGUAUACCGUGACCAUCUAAGUGGACUGAGAUUAGACAGUGAUUUCGCCAUGGUGGAUGAUCUCAGAUCUGCCGGCAGUUCGGCCUUUGACGACAGGCAAAACAUGAUCCAACUGAACGGUGAGACUUUUCACGUGAUUCUCAUGCCGGCUUACUUGCCCGGUGGGGCAUCAACUCUGCGCCAGAUGAGGUCAGCCCUGCUGAAGACCUUCUACGCGGCAAAGGACCUCCAGUCAGCUGCCAGUGGCUUCCUUUCGCGCGAUGCGCACGACCAGGAUCAGAAGUUGAUUUCCGACGAGAGUUGUUUCGUGAUUGAGAACAAGCAGUCAUCGAUCUACGAGGACAGUUUCAUACAAUUUAUCCAGAAUGUCGAGGGGAAAGCUGCCUCCCUGAUCAGAGAAAUGCAGACAUCGCCAGGCUAUCAGACGCUCAACCCUUUCAUGAGUGCCAGCUGUUCAACUGAUUCCCAACCCAACUCCACAGCCUCGUUGAAUUCGACUUUGGGAAGUUUGAUGGGGGGUGUUGGUGGUGGCGGUGGUGGGGAUGGCUCCCAACAAGGAGCCCUAGAUAUGCUUGCUUCCCACGUCAACGGAGCGGGCCUUUCUUUGGAUCAACAUAACAAACUGGAUGAGUCAAGCCUGAACUUCCUACAAGCUGGCAUCGCUCCCCUUCGGAACAACUUCUCCUCCCCAUUUCCGGCGCACAAGAUGCCCGCCGACGGCGGUCUGUCUCAGAACCAACAUCAUAACUAUCUCGCUGUGGGAGAACAGGCCUUCACAUAUCCCAUGGGCCUCAGUCAACAACAACAACAGCAGCAACAGCAACAACAACAGAAUCAUCAACCCCACCACCAGCACCAGCAGGCCCGGCGUCUGACAUAUCCUCAGCUGCGUUUGCCCCCGCUGAGCCAAUCCCAACUGAUUGACGGUCUCGCCAACUCAGUUGGGCCCGAGGUCGUGGACGUCUCGCAGCAUGUGCACAGCCUCUUCAGUCCUGCUAAUGGUGGGGGUGAAUUAGCGCCACCCCUAGGAUCUGCAUCAUCCUCCGCCUCCUCCUAUUCUCACUCACUGCUUCAACAGCAAGCGCAUUCCACGUUCCAAGUGAGUUCCUCCUCCGCCUCCUCUGCCAUCCCUGUUGGUCCUCCCAAUUUCCGCCCGCAAACCCAAAAAUCUGUCGGUACCUACCAGUCGGACGUAUUCCUGUCCCCUGACGCCAAUCGUGCCUCUCCGGGCCACCUUCCUCUUCAGCAGGGGCAGCGGUUAUUGGAGACCGCCCAAGCUCUCGUCUGUUCUACUAAAGCUUCCUCACCGACGGCCAGUACGGGCAUCUACAUGAAUCAAAGUAAAAUGUUCGAGGACAUCAGUAGCCGAACUCGGACCAGCACCGACGCCUCGAUGAGCAGUUUAUCUUGUGCCAACUCGUCUCCCAUCUCGACAGCCUCUUCCAGUUACGAGAAGGUGAUCAAGGUGGAGUAG